AUGGACAAGCUUGAAUACACAAAGCUCGCCCCUGAGCCGCCCACGGAGCUGGGGCGUUAUAGGGUCCUGUCCAGCACCGCCGGCGUUAGAGUGUCUCCAUUGUGCUUGGGUGCCUUGUCUAUUGGUAAUGCGUGGCAAGGAGUGCGUCGGUUUCUGCCUGCUUUGGUGGCAAGGCAUGUGCCCUUCAAGCUCGAUGCUAAUGGAUUUAUGCAGUGGUUAGGCAGCAUGAGCAAAGAAGCAUCGUUCAAGCUACUCGAUGCAUACUACGAGGCCGGCGGGAAUUUCAUCGACACUGCUAACAACUAUCAAGAUGAGCAGUCAGAGAAAUGGCUCGGGGAGUGGAUGGCACAGAAGAAGAAUCGCGAUAUGCUAGUCAUUGCGACGAAAUAUACCUCGGAUUAUCGCAGCCACCUUAUUGGGAAGGGCAAGGCCGUAAACUACGCAGGCAACCAUGGGAAAAGUCUCCAUAUCUCCAUCAAGGCCUCCCUCGACAAGCUCCAGACGGACUAUAUUGACCUUCUCUACGUUCAUUGGUGGGACUGGACGACAUCGAUCAAGGAAGUCAUGGACAACCUUCAUAUUCUUGUCCAACAGGGUAAAGUUCUUUACCUUGGUAUUUCCGAUACACCGGCCUGGAUAGUCGCCAUCGCCAAUCAAUACGCCGUGACCCAUGGCAAGACACCCUUUAGUGUCUACCAGGGCCGCUGGAAUGUGAUGCUCCGUGAUUUUGAGCGUGAGAUUAUACCCAUGGCUCGCCACUUUGGCAUGGCACUCGCACCGUGGGACGUGAUCGGAGGAGGCAAAUUCCAGUCCAAGACACAAAUCGAAGAGCGAAAGAGGGCGGGUGAAGGGCUGCGUUCCGAGCAGACUGAGCAGGAAGCCAAAAUCUCCGCCGCGCUGGAAAAGGUCGCGAAGGAGCACGGUCUGGAGAGCCUCAGCGUCAUUGCGCUCGCGUACGUAAUGCAGAAGGCGGGCGCCCUGAAUGUCUUCCCCAUCGUUGGAGGGAGAAAAGUCGAGCAUCUACACGACAACAUCAAGGCUUUGAGCGUCAGGUUGACGGCUGCGCAGAUCAGCUACCUGGAAAGCCAGACGGAUUUCGACGUCGGGUUUCCCAGCAACUUCGUGGGCGAGAGCCCAGCAGCCACGGGACAUAGUCCACCCCUGCUUGCCGCGGUGGCGCAGAUUGCGUAUCCGGUCCCGGCACAGCCGUUCGUCAAGCAGUAA
Molecule: messenger RNA, 1224 nt
Organism: Fonsecaea multimorphosa CBS 102226
Lineage: Eukaryota; Fungi; Ascomycota; Eurotiomycetes; Chaetothyriales; Herpotrichiellaceae
Exons: 4
Coding region: 1-1224 (407 amino acids)
Source: RefSeq, a predicted model, not a curated record